Gaeumannomyces tritici R3-111a-1 is the source of this 321-nucleotide messenger RNA. RefSeq lists its product as hypothetical. Lineage: Eukaryota; Fungi; Ascomycota; Sordariomycetes; Magnaporthales; Magnaporthaceae. The record is from RefSeq and is a predicted model, not a curated record. The transcript has 5 exons. The coding region runs from base 1 to 321 and encodes 106 amino acids.
AUGCCUAUUUUAUCCCAUUGCACCAUCUUCUACAUUAUCACGCACCUAACUCUCAUUACAGGCUACGUCGACAAGAUGGUCCAAGCAUCUGUCGGCCGGGCUUCCGACUACGACGGAAAUCCCGAUCCCUCAGAUCCAGCCGUCAGGCCGCAGACAACGUUUGUCUACACGCACAUAUCCCUGCGCAAGUACCUAUCUCCUAGCUUCGUCGCCAUCGGGUUCUCCGUUGAUGAUGUAUCUGCCACGUAUCUCCCUGCAGCUCUUUAUCGGCCCGCUACUAGUGAGAUGAUUGACAACCCCGUUACCGGUUACUCAACUUAA